UGUAAACGUGGCCCGUUUCAUGUUAUGUGCGAGGUCACUUCUUCAUGAUCAUAGUUAAAAAUGGAAGAAAAUAAUUGGGGUUGGCUUGCACGAUUUGAGAAAUUUGGACGACUUGGUGAUAGCAAAGAUAAUUUCCAACCUAUUGAAUAUUCCGAAGCUAAAUCAAAACACCCGUCAUUUACCCAUGCAUCUCACGGAAUGAUAUUUGCAAGAGAUGACAGAGUACUUUGGGAUUUAUAUAAAGCACGAGGAGCUGUUCUUAUGCAGAUGAGAUUUGAUGGUGUGAUAGGCUUCCCUGGAGGUCUAGUUGAGAAGGGAGAACACCCAGUAUGCGGCUUGAACCGGGAAAUGCAAGAGGAGAUCAGCCUAGACUUGACGAGUCACAGAUUCACAGACCACGAUCAUGUUGUCUCUUUUCUCAAUGAGGACAAGUCACUAGUGUUACACUUCUACAAAAAGGAGGUCUCCAUGGAAGAGUUCAAGGCACUGGAGAUUAAGAAUCUACAGGCUCCAGAGUAUGGCAUUGAGACAUAUGGUAUCAUCAGACCGCCUCUGUUUACAAUGGGGGACGGUAUACGAGGACUUCCGGCGUUUCUAGCCAAUCAUUUUGCAGGGAAUGCCCGGGAGGAAUUGGUCAUGGCGCUGAGUUUAAGUAAUCUCCUCAGUCAAGAAGAACUGCAAGUAGCUCUCAAAGCUUCACAAACAUUCCAAGAGACAUGCUUUGUGAACCGGAAUCAAACACACAAGCAUGAUUAAUGAAAUAUGCUACUCAGAAGAAGUUAAGGACAACCUGAUUCUUUCAUAUUACGUGCCAUGACAGAUUCACUAUAUAAAUAUGAAAGAAGGUGGUACAUAACUUCUUUUGAGUGGUACAGAUUUGACACCUGCGUCAUUUAGUUUAUUUGUUACAUUCCAUCUUCCUGUGAUACUGAAUAUUUUAAGUAUUCAAUGUGGUUGUCAUGGUUAUUUGAACUGUUUGAGGUGAGAAGUGAUUUCCUAGAUCACUGGAUAUCAUGGCCUCAGUAUACAGGGUGUUCUUCAUCAGCUGUAUUUUGAAUGUGUCUGUUGAUUGUGGGGGUAUUUGUUUGUUUGUUUUUAAGGUCCUAAUUUAAAGAUAACAGUAUAACCAUUUUUGUGUCUUUAUGAAUUUCUCUCUUCGAUUUAUGUGAAACUAUUAGGGAAGAGCCUAAAAUCUAUGAAGCCAUAUUUUCAGGCAGAAAUGAAAUGUGCAUCACCUUGUUUACAUGAACUGGUCACAUGACGCGCCCCCCCCCCCCAAGUUAUUUUAAAGUAAGUGGCUUAUCUGUGUUGUAGUUGUAAUAUUCCCAAACCGUCACAUUUGCUCAUUUUGGAUAAUUAUGUUUUCUCUUUUAAUGAAAAUGAGCAAAUCUAGCUCAGUUGCAAUCACAUACGACAUGGUGUUGGCAAUAAUUAGCGUCUCUCUAAACUGGUCAUCUGACAGUUGGGAUGAAAAUACUUCAGAUUGAACCCGUCAUUAUGGCCCUUUUGCAAUAUUUAGCAGUGUCUCAGAAUUUACAGACUGUGUUGCAGAGUAUUGGGGUAAUAUCACAUCACCUGACAGAAGGCAGUUAAUGCAAAACAAAGUAAAACCUGCAGACCAUGUCAUAGUACACAAUAGGUGAGGCUGCAUUACAUGACACUGUUACGAAAAUGACAAUUGAAAAUAGAAUACUUAUAUAUAUAAACCCUCUUCCCAAAAGCAAAAUCUAUUAAUUCUUUUUAUGAUGAGUUUAGUGAUGAAAUACUGUACUUAAUCCCCUAAUACACAAUCAAUAAAUGUCACAGGAGUGAGAUAACACCGCAAGAGUUACUGUCAGUCUACCUCACAUGCACUGGUUUUCAGCAUAAUAUUGUGAAAUUAUCCUAGAAAAUACAUGAUAAAUAGAAUAUUUGUCUUUCUAUAUAUAUAUAUAUAUGUAAGUACAAGGUAUACAACUGUUAUUUCACUCAGGUCAAAUAACACUUUAUGUCGGAACUACUUCGACCUUCGACCCUACCUUUAAGAUCAGGAAAAAUUAUGUAAACAUUAGAACAUUUGUCAUGUCAAAAGCAUGUUUAUCUCAUCAUGUGACCUGAUAAAGUUAACAUUUUCACUUGUGUCUACACCACUUUGUUACGUCAGUCUAUGAGAUAAACAUGUUAUUUGACCAAAGACGCUACAUAUCUUCUAUGCAACUACAACAGCACUUGUCAACCCCAGAGAAAGUGCUAUUAAUCUUUACUGCUUCUUUAGGCUGGGGAAGAGUUAUGUCCCUUGAUUUUCGUAACCCUCAAACUGAUAUUGACAAAUAGAUCUGUUUCACCAGCAGGAUUAAGGCUUUGUUUAGAUUUUGUUGUUGGUCAUACCUGAUAUUGCCAAACUGUGUUAUCACCUGGCCAUUGAUCUGAUCCAUCAUGUCUUUUUAAUAAUGACAAGCAUAGGCUCCUGGAGACCUUACCUGGAAUCGCUUUUUUCAAAACAAGGUUUCAUUUUUGUAAUAAAUACAUCUUAGUGUUUAAUUUAAUUAUGGGGAGGGGGGGGGAUAUUUAAAAAUAUUUUAAUAUUUAUUAAUUAGUAGUGGUGGGACGAUACACCGAUCCAUCGGUGGAUUGGGAUACUUUACUUCCCGAUACAAGUAUCAAUCACAGUUGCACAAAAAGUAAAGAAUAUCAUUUCAUACCUUAAAUGUUUACUUUAAUAGUUGUUAUACCAAACACUAAUUAGUAGUGAAAAAGUAAAUAUUUUCAUCCAUUGCGCCAUGCUAGACACUGCCAACUGUAAAUCAUCACUGUUUCAGGUAUUUGACUAUCCUGUCUAUGAAAAAUAUGGGUUACGCACUACAGGUACGAGCACAUACAAAUAUUGUGAUAUGUAUCGGAUCGUGAGCAAGGUAUCAUGAUACAUAUUGGAUCGCACAGUUGGUGUAUUGUCCAGGCCGAAUUAAGUAGUCAUUCUCAUUCUCAUGAGAUGAUCACUGGCAGCAAGCAGUUAUAAGGUAUACACAGAUUUCAGUCAAGUCCCUGUGAUAAUAUAGAUGGCACUUAGACAAACUGUUCUUUCUACUUCUAUCUUUUUAAUGAAUAUUUUAGAAAAAAUGUCUUGCCUUCAUCAUGUUUUCUCAUUGUUUUUCAUCAUUAGUGGUUAUUACUGUUUGUAAUGUGUGCAAUUCACGAACAAAUGAUAGGCUUUGUAUUUGUUACUGUUACUGGUUUAUUCUUUAACAAGAUUUGGUUUUAUACUCCCACCUGUAUUCACUAUGAGCUCGGGGGCACGGGUGGCCCAGUCGCCUAAGGCGCCGCGAUUCGCUGUGCAGAGUUGCGUCCCUUAGGCACGCCAGAAACCUAUGAUUCUGGGUUCGAAUCCCGACUCGCCCCGAUUAUGUUU
Molecule: messenger RNA, 3385 nt
Organism: Haliotis rufescens (red abalone)
Lineage: Eukaryota; Metazoa; Mollusca; Gastropoda; Lepetellida; Haliotidae
Product: U8 snoRNA-decapping enzyme-like
Exons: 3
Coding region: 61-756 (231 amino acids)
Biological process (GO): mRNA catabolic process; sno(s)RNA catabolic process
Cellular component (GO): nucleus
Molecular function (GO): phosphodiesterase decapping endonuclease activity; snoRNA binding
Source: RefSeq, a predicted model, not a curated record